AGGUAAACCAUACUCACAUACACACUACAAUGUAGUACACAUGUUUGUAUGUACGUAUAGCAGAAAUUAAAAAUAAUAAACAAAUAAAAUAAGUCACGUAUAAAUACAAUACAUGCUGUAUUAGUUACAUUUAAGACAUCGUUUAAGAAAGAGUGAAAUUAAUAAAUUUUUUAUAUUUAUUUAGUAUCUUGCCACAGAUUAUAUUCUCAAUCAAAUAUUUUUAUAAACAUUAAAGCUGUAGCAUGUAAACAAAAGACGACUUGUUGCAUUUUGAUUUGGUUUAUUUUUAAACAAAAAUGUAAAUGACCUAAAAAAUAUCUACAUUAAAUAUAUGCGUACGGAUACGAAUUAUACAUAUGUGUGCAGAACAACUAUACAACUGCCUUUAAAUUCACAAUCGAAGUAUUCAUCAAGUAAAAAACACACAAAAAUAAGUUGUAAAUAUGGAUGUUUGGGGUGUAUUUGUUGGAGACUCCACAAUAACUUCAGGCGGUGUAAUGCGUACAACGUAUUAUCGAGAUUAUGAACAAUUUCCUUAUGGUACAUUGGAACAAAAUUCUAUGGCAAACUCAAAAGAUCCAUACAGUAAAGUCCAAGAAAAAUCUCAAAAAGUACAAGCAGAAAAAACAAAGAAAAAGGAAUGUCCAUUUUGCAAGGAACAUAAAAAGCGACCACUAAUCAACUAUUUAAGAAAACGAGAAUCACGUAAGCACCACGAGAGCAUUUGUGAAGAUGAAGAAAACUGUGCUUAGUUGAACAUACUUACAUACAUAUGUAUAUUAUUCAACUCACAUUAAUUUUUUAAGUUAACAAAUUUAUAAUUUUUUAUUGUAAGAGAUUAUAAAAUAUGUAUGCUGAUAUUACAUGUUAUUAACAACACAUUUUUUUGGUUUUAAAAUUGUUAUUUAUCAUAUAAUCCCAGAGCCAAUGUAAAAAUUAACAUUUUACAAAUAUUAUUAUUAAUUUUUAUAAAAUUAAAUUCUUCUUUGAUGUUAUUCAGCCUAUUUUAGGUAAUAAUUUUAAGAGAUUAUUGAUAUGUGAAAAUUAUUAAACUUUACAUAAAAUUUACAAUUCAAAAAGGCAAUUUGUUUCAAAAUGUAUCAAUAAAAAAUAAGUCGAACUUA
Messenger RNA from Lucilia sericata (common green bottle fly), 1124 nucleotides. RefSeq lists its product as uncharacterized. The transcript is spliced from 2 exons. The record is from RefSeq and is a predicted model, not a curated record. The coding region runs from base 444 to 752 and encodes 102 amino acids. NCBI's taxonomy places the organism in Eukaryota, Metazoa, Arthropoda, Insecta, Diptera, Calliphoridae.